CGCCCGGCCAGGGUGAACACCGCGGCAGGAGAAAACGGGAGACUGUGAAGAGCAUGGGGAGCCUUUGUCGUGCAGCGUGAAACCCUUGUAAACCCUCAUCCCAAGACCUUCAAAUUUUAGCCUAGGAGACCCCAGAUCCCCUCACCCUGAGAAGCUCCAAAUCCUCUCAGCCUCAAAAGACCCCAAAUCCUGCCACCUUGAGGGAUUUAAAAUCCCCUCAGCAUGAAACCCCCAAAGUACCUCAGCUUCAGACACCCCAAAUCCCUUCACCCAGAGGAACAUCGAAUCUCCUAAUGCUUAGAUCCCCAAAUAUUCUGAGCCUGAGGAGCCACAAUUUCCCUCACCCUAAGGCACCCCAAAUACCUCAGCCUGAGGAACCCUAAAUAUCUCAGAGAGACCAAAUUUCCCCAACCACAGAUAACCUAAAUAGCCUGACAACUCAACCCCGUCAGCUUCAAGGACCAAAUAACCUCAGUGUCAAACACCCUAAAACCCAUUAAUGAGAGACCCAAAUCUCCUUUACCCGAGACCCAGAAUUUCCUCAGCCUCAAAUAUCCCAAAUCCUUUCAUCCCGAGGAACCCCAAAUCCCCUUAACCUGAUGAAUCUCAAAUCCUGUCAACUAGAGCACCCCAAAUCUCUUCAGCCUAAAAGACCCCUAAUCUCAUCCUGAAAAACCACAAAUACUAUCAGCCUGAGGGAUACCAAAGCUCCUCAGCUCGAGAUACCCCAAAUUCCCUCAACCUGAGAAACCCCAAUUUCUUCAGUCUAAGACAUCUCAAAUCCCCUCAGCCUGAGGGACCCCAAAUCUCAACCUGAGAGAUAGCUUCCCCUUAGAGAUGCAGACUGCUUUACUCCUGGAUUUUUCUAGAAUCCCCAGGUAGAGAUCCCCAAAUCCUGUCUAUGCAAAAUGUUCAUUUUGCCUCGCUAAAACAGAACCCUGCUCCUCAGUGUGACCCAAGUCCCAGCAGUCAGGGGGCCUCAAGGUCUCCUUGGGACUCCUCUGGCUCUCACACCUCAGGACUCCCCUCAAACACCAGUAGCUACAACCCUCCAGGCACCUGCGCCACCCUUCUCCAAAUGAGCCAAGCUGCAGGGGAACUAAAAGAACAAAAUCCAGCUUACAUUAGGUGGCAGCUCAUGGCCAGUGGAGGCCUUCCCAUCCCAUCAGUACCCCCAGACCUCCCUGGGGUGCUCGAGACCUCACCAGGAACCCAGUCUUCCUGCUCUGAACACCCCAGCCAGAUGGAGAAGACAGAGCCUGGUUCUGGGUAGUGCUCAGGGCUGUUGCCCCAUCUCAGCACCUUCUCCUUCCACAGGAGCCUUUGGCCUAGGAGCUGGGAGACUCAGGGGCCCUUCCCACACGCAGAAUUGGAGCAGGGCCUUCUAGACAGUCCCAGCACCAUGAGCCCUGAAAGGUCCCAAGAGGAGAGCCCAGAAGGAGACACAGAGAGAACAGAGCGGAAGCCCAUGGUCAAAGAUGCCUUCAAAGACAUUUCCAUAUACUUCACCAAGGAAGAAUGGGCAGAAAUGGGAGACUGGGAGAAAACUCGCUAUAGGAAUGUGAAAAUGAACUAUAAUGCACUGAUUACUAUAGGUCUCAGAGCCACUCGACCAGCUUUCAUGUGUCACCGAAGGCAGGCCAUCAAACUCCAGGUGGAUGACACAGAAGAUUCCGAUGAAGAAUGGACACCUAGGCAGCAAGUCAAACCUCCUUGGAUGGCCUUCAGAGGAGAACAGAGUAAACACCAGAAGAUUGUGAGAUGUGUCAGAACUUCUUCAUUGACAGCUGUGCUGCUCAUGGGCCCCCUACAUUUGUAAAGGACAGUGCAGUGGACAAGGGGCAUCCCAACCGUUCAGCCCUCAGUCUGCCCCCGGGGCUGAGAAUUGGGCCAUCAGGCAUCCCUCA
Molecule: messenger RNA, 1907 nt
Organism: Pan troglodytes (chimpanzee)
Lineage: Eukaryota; Metazoa; Chordata; Mammalia; Primates; Hominidae
Product: histone-lysine N-methyltransferase PRDM7-like
Exons: 5
Coding region: 1403-1819 (138 amino acids)
Biological process (GO): positive regulation of reciprocal meiotic recombination; regulation of DNA-templated transcription
Cellular component (GO): nucleus
Molecular function (GO): protein binding; histone H3K4 methyltransferase activity; histone H3K36 methyltransferase activity
Source: RefSeq, a predicted model, not a curated record